Messenger RNA from Amoebophrya sp. A25, 9610 nucleotides. The record is from the annotation of a GenBank genome assembly. Lineage: Eukaryota; Dinophyceae; Syndiniales; Amoebophryaceae.
AGUUGUUGGACACCUCCUGGCAGUUGGAGCCGGUGUUCAAAUUGACUUACUUGUUUAUUCGAGAAGAUGAAGAGGAUGUCUCCGUAGUUUCUGCUGGAACAAGGACCCAAGUACUAAUGCACUUGUGAAAAAUAAGAAGUGCUCCUGUCUGAGAGAGUACUUCGUCGACGAACUAGAUCUAAGUACGAUAACUAUUCGCACAAGCUGCCUAGUGCUAGUCCAAAAUGCAGGAUCCCAACGUCCCUGGCGGUGGUCCGCCGCCGCCGCCACCUCCAGACAGAGGUGCUGCCGCUGCUGCUGUACCAAAAGCAGGAGUAUCCACUAGUACAUAUGCUGCCUUCAAUGGUGGAGGUUUAGGCGGGUCUGUCUCCAACGGAGGCAGUAUGGCAGGAGCAGGAGGCUCGUCUUCUACAACUGGUGCAACCAGCCAGGAUGGAGGACACCAACAGCAACAGAAGAGCUCCAGCGCCAAUGAUUCCAGUGACCGCAAAGAGCAGGACUUCUAUGAUGUGUUGCAGGUGGACAAAGCGGCUACGCCAGACGUGAUCAAGAAGAGUUAUCGAAAACUCGUGAUCAAAUGGCAUCCCGAUAAGCAUCCGGCAGACAGGGAAACGGCAGAUGAAAAGAUUCGCAUGAUCAACAAUGCCUACGAAACUCUGAGUAAUCCAGCGAAGAAGCAAGCCUACGAUGAGCAGAUGGCUGCGCUGGAGCGGAAGAAGAAUGGAAUACAACUCCCGACAAGUUCAAUUGCACCGAGGAUGGCGAUACCGAAAGAGUUUAUGCUGUGUCCAUUGGCCUCAGGGUGCUCGCAAAAGUUCGUGCGCUAUCAGGGGAGCAAUCUUUUUGUGCAGAGCAGGUAUUUUUCUACUUAAGAUUUCUUGUAUUUUCAGAGGAGGACAAAAACGACCUCUCCAAAUCCAAUGACAGAACAGCUAUGAGAGCCAGAGGUGGAAGUUGCUCUAGAAGACUAAACUUUAGAUAUUCGCACUUCUCGCUCUCCUUACUUGAUGUCCUGAUGAAAGUAAAACAAUAAUCUGAAAAGAAUAUUAAGAAAGUUGUACUAAUACUUAUGUACAACAAACCUCAGGGAAGACGAUUCCAAGUGCGAAUUUAUGCCCUUUUUUGAGAAGACGCGUUUCAACCUCUACUGGUUGCCAGAAGUGAACAACAUGUGUCGGAUAAGGCCAGCCGCAACUGCUCAAGUAGGAUCCGCAGGAGGCAUGAAUAUCACCUUUGGCGAGCUAAAGGAAGGGGAGUCGGAGCUUCAUCUCUCAGCAGCAGCUGCAGGAAACCAAGCACAACCGAAUAUUAUGGUGACAUGCUGUCGUGAUCAACGCCAGUAGUCUACUUGUGUUUUCAUUUUAUGUUCUAGAAGUGCAUGAUUGGACUUCUUAGUCUUAGAGCAAUAGAAAGGUAAAUCUAAAUUGUAGAAGAAGAUUAUCUCGCUCAACACCAGCUUUAUCAUCUACUUCGCCUCGACGUCCGUCUUCCUCUAAUGUUGGCAGUCAGAUAAACUUUAUCGCCGUUCCAUCUCCGACAAUGACGAACGCUUUCCGUUUUGAGGCUGCUUACUUUCCUGGUGCCUAUUUGGCAUUUAAGGAACCGAACCACUUGCGAGUGAUCACGCAGAUUGACGACGCUGCAAAGACUAGCAUCGAUUUCUCCCUCGUGAAAUACGACACCAUGUUUAAGUACGUGACCAUGGAGGAGGUGUUGGUGCCAAGUAUGAUUGAGCUUUCCUCCUCAGGCUCGGGCGCAGUGGAUAGCAAUGGGUACGUCAGCCUCGACAGAUUGCGAAGCCACGAGAGUGUCAUACUCUACUUCCGAAAUAUCCUGGGUACGCAGCCGUGGGACGCAGAAGACUUCGAGACCUAUUUCGACGCACAUUGGCAGCAAUGGUACUAUUAUCUGACCACUUUGCUCGUUCAUGGACGUACUAGGGGGCGCAGUGUGAUCGCUCUCUUCGCUAUUAUUUUGGGGCGGCUCGGGCCCUGCGCGCAGAGCCCCGCGGUGUCAGAUGUUCCCGGGGAACCCUCGGGUGGCUGUCCCGGAGUUGCCUAUCGCUAUCCCUAUGUGCAGGCGCCCGAAGCUUCGGCCGUACCGCCCAGCAGUGAGCAGGCACGCGACACAGAGAGGCGCCUUUGGGGGGGGCAGUUCUUAGCGUCUGCGUUUCUUGGCUCGCAGUCUUAAGGCGUCGGAGCUGAUAAAAGGCAGGCGCAGUAGCAGCGGAGGGAGCACGAUCCGCGGAACAAGUAGCCGCCCCAUGCGUCGCGGCCUUUUUUCUAGCAGCUAGCGCGUGAGGUCGAUACUUUUGAAAAGUAGCCGCUGCGGUUUUUUGCUCUCCGGCCGAUGGUGAACAGGUGGUCGUGCCCUACAGCGUGAUGGGAUUUGGCCAGCUGCUGGCUCUUCCUGCGGCGGCAUCAUUUGCUCAGGCAUGCAGCCGAGUCGGCCGGGGCUGCUUGGGAGGUUUGAAAAUAUCGCCUGGCGGGGAUUGUAUCCACUACCUCCUAACGGCUGAAGACGGUAGCCGAGGCGUUGGGGUCUCUGCUCACAAAUCGACUAGCCCAAACGUCCAGGAUAUCACGUUUUCGCCUGACGUUGACCCCAGAGCGUGCCGCUGCGAUGGAAGUGGCAUGGGAAGGAAAGAGGUCGAAGGCUUGCUGACAAGAACGACGCGCCUUCUGCGGACUUCUUUCGCGUUGUCUGCGAUCGAUGAGUGAGGUGCCCACUAUUGGGGAAAGAGAGCCGGCAGCCGCAGACAUUACCCGGAUGCGUCUCCUUACGGAUUUGGUGCGAGCGAUCUGCGACGCGGUGGCCGUAGCCACGCACCUCGAGACUCCCAAACACAGCGCGUCUCUUUCUGCGGGCGUUUUCUCUAGACAGUAACGACGAGAAGCCGCUGCCGGGUGGAGAGGGAGAAGCUCGCUGCCGGAUGCAAUUCAGGCAGCCACAUAUGCCCUGGCCACGAAGAAGGAGCGCCAAGGUGGGAGCUUCCCACUCCAGGGCCUCAAUGUGCCCGCGAGCGCUUCUUCUCUGUGAGUGUUCAAGAACGACGCGCCUUGGAAACACUUCGACGCGCCAGCUAGAUGCGUCCGGGCGGAGUGGUUUGCUAUCUUUCUAGUGCUGACGUUGAAGACCGAAGAGAGGCCGGCAGCGGCAAGGCUUGGAGGGAAAUAAUAGGGGGGAGGCUGCUCAAUCGGACGGAACCGAAAGCGCCUUCCCCUUCGUCGACACUAGCAGCGCGCCCCACUCGAGAGGCGUCCGGCCUUUCGUCGCAGACAGGUUCCUUCUCAGCAGGGCUGACGCGUUUACUGGUUUGGGAAGGUGGCUGGAGAGCCGAGCGAAGGCGCUAACUUCUUCGACGUUGCCGCUGCGGCUAACCUUCCUCACUUCACUUGGCUCGAAGCUUCUGACUGCUUGGAAGCCGGCUGAGGGGGGAGAUUUGGCUGAUUUUUUUGCCCGAGGUAAGGCAGCCAGGAACCCAGUCAAGAGCUUCACGCUUUCGGCUUUUGGCUGACGGGGCCGCCAGGCUGCCUACUGCGACCCCAGGGCCUGCCUGCCUCUUAAGUGGGGACUCGCGUCGGACUUUCUUCUUGUCCCAAUCAAGCCAGACGCGUAUGCUCGAGCAACUAGCGACCCUCUCGCUUUUUUGUCUUCAAUGGCGAGCGACUCAGCCGCCCAGUCAGUGGGACGCCCCUGCAAGGAACGGGCCGGGGCUUGUUUGCGAGCCUGCGGCGUUGGUUUUUAUCUCUGGCUGCCCACACGGUCAGCCUUCUUCUGUUCAAAAUAAACAAGCGGAAGCGAGGGGGGCUGAAGCCUGCUGACUGCAAGCGGGAGCCGUCGUCUGAGGAGCGGAAGCGGGUUGCUGGCGGGUGCGUCUUGGUCGCCAACUGUGCUAAGGAGCUCUUUCCUGAGCCUGCUCUUCGGUAACAAAGCUGACAGCAGCCCGGGCCGUGACUGAAGGGCGGGGCGUCACACCGGGAGCCCGCCGCUGUGAGGUAUGACAACGCGCCGCCUGUGCGACUGACGGGGCGCGGGGGUGAGAAUGGUGGGCAUGAGGCUGCGCUGGUGUCUGUGUGGGCUGUUUGUAUGUCCGCGGCCACUCGGGUUGCAUUCUAUCGAAGCUCGCGAGAGUGCUGCGCUUAGCACUUAGCGCAGUCCACCUUGUAGGAGACGACUCGGCAGAAAUUCGCACGGAAGAAGUUGGGGGCUGCGCGCGCCUGUAGUGUGCGUCAGAAGUCGGACCUACGUGCGUGGUGCGCCUGGGGGCCGUUUGUCUGCGGUCGCUCGGCAUGGGUUAGAUGCUUGCGGGCUCUUCUGUAUAUAUGCCUUGGAUGGCUGGAUAGGCGUAGGGGCCUCGGCUUGAAUCGCGGCAGCUAGUUGCGGCGGGGGUGUGCUUCCUUAUGGUGUUGGCAGCGCCUUCACUCUGGCCGUGGUAGGUCGAUCGAAUUGCGGAGGUUCGUCCUCGCCCAAAGUAUGAUGGUGGCGCCCGCGCUCUCACUUUCUGGCGGCAAAGAAUCGCGCCCGCGAGCAUGGGAGGGGUGCCACCUAGUUGGGGGGCCUUUCGCUACCGGCUGAAAGCGUCCGCGCCGCAGCGCCGUGGGCGAUCGGUAUGGCAAUCAAUGUGCCAGCCAAUGACGUGGCUGGCGCUGCUUUCUUCGUCUCUCUUCUCUCGUUGCCCUUGCCGUCUUGCCUUUGCGCUGGACUGUGGAAACCCACUCUGGCACUCACUCUGUUCGAAGUCUGAGGCGAGACGGUGACACGCUGCUGAUAUUGCUGCUGCCGACCGAGGUGGCGCCCGCGAAGUUCACGGCGUGGCUUUUUUAUGGCUCAGCUCUAGGCGACUCGGAAGGAACGCAAGCCAGCGGGGCGGAGCCAAUCGCGGGCGGGGGCGUCGUGUCUUCGAGAAGACAGAGAGAGGGCCGGGCGCUUUUCUGUUCUUUUUAGCUUGUUACUCUGUGCUUCGCGUGAGGUCGUCGAGCGACAGCAGCAGCCAGCCCCCUACUUGCUUCGUGGUUCAUUGCGUUCUGGCUUCGCCUGUUGCUGUUCGCUGUAGAAUUUAACUAAUACCAUGAGAAAUAAGAGGGACGCCUAAAAACGUUUCAGCUUCUUACAAUAUAAAUAUUUCUGGUUCUCUCUCAGGUAUUAUUCUGGUGGAAAAGUUAAGCUCAGAACACGCGACGAGCAAUUGGCCCACAGCUUGAGGAAGGCAAAGAAGGGGACUGAUCUGGCGGCCCCAAUAGCUGAGGCAGAUCCCAAGGCGCUUGAAAAAUUGCAUCUCGAAACGGUGGAGCGCGUUCUCAUGGUACUACACGUACAUCUAAAACUAAGUAAAUCUAUUGUUUUUUUUGUCAAUAGAGGAAAUCGACCUCGACUUCUAAAACGACUACAACUACAAGGAGCACCGAAAGAAUUAGUUAUUACGUAUCAGAGCCUGAGUCAGAAACAGAAUAUGAUCUAAAUUUACAUCACCGUCUUCACCCCUUCACCUCCUUCAGGUCCUAUGGCGUGACAACAGUGGCGCUUCGAUCCAAUAUGCAGUCGACAAGAUGACAGCUCAGAAAAAGCUCCUACAAGCUGUUCCAGGCAUUAUUGAGGCCUCUUCCGUGGAUUCUCUAGGCCUACAUCGCUUGGUGACGCUUGAUUUGCUGGUAAAUUCCAUCGAAGACCGAUCGCUGCAUGCUUUGAAGCUGGAACUCCGCAAGCAUUUUGCGCAACUCUUCGCUAGAAAGGCAGAAGAAGUAGUGUUUGGAAGUAGAACAACAUCUGGGGCCUCCACGACCGAACAAGUGCUAGGAACACAAGAAGCCGAAGUAGCAAGAAAAGUCUGGCGGAUAUCGACUAUUGAGGAGCUAGAAGUGGUCCUGACACUACCGUUGGACGUGAAGUCCGUGGACCCCUUGUUAGCUGCGGAUGCUUCUCAUGUCCAAGACGGAUUGGAAGGUGGUCCAAUAUCACCCUUGAUAGCAGACAAGUUGCUAGACAACAGUAGUACAGAGAAGCUAAAGGCUUUGCUCAAGAUCGCGCGGAAUCUAGAGAUGCCCAUGUUUUCACAAACGCUGGCACGUACUCUACUUUUCGCAAAGUUGCCGAAGGAAACGCUGUCACAGAAGAAGCGAGAUAUACUCCUGUGUGUGGCGGAUGUAUUAACGCUAAAUUCUUGAUUUCAAGCUUGAGGAAAAUGUAAAUGAAAUUUCUGACGGAUGAAUGAUCCACUAUUACCAAGAAGUACUAUAAUCCGUAUCCAUCCUGAAAAAUCCUUACGCUUUGUAAAUGUUGAUGUGUGAAAAAAAUAGCCGUUUCUUCGUCUCCACAUCUUCACAGUUGCCCGGUCUCGCGGAGGGCGCCGUCAUCGAGUUAGGGAAAGCGGAGCUUCACAAGGACGAUUUCGCAGAAGUUUUGGGUUGCAAGAACAUCGCUAGCGCAAUUGACCGAUCUGCAGAAGACGUGCAUAAGACGAUAACCCAAGAAAUAUCGCCCUAUUUGACGCCGGCGUUAGAUGCACUGACAGCCUUAGGUCUCGCAUGUGCCAGAAGUAUCAAGGUAGCAGCCGCGUGCCUGUUGGACGUGCUGAAAGCGAGCCCGAUGCACAUCAAAUCGCUGAACGUGAAGCAAGACGAACUGGCGCAAUUUUUCUUUGGUACCUCGACAACUACCUAGUAUCUUCGUGUGAUCCUAAAAAUCGGUCCACUGGUGGAUCUUCAAUUUAUUUCUGAUUUUUUACCUAGUACUCAGUACCAAAGCAAUGCCUUUUAAACACUUAUUCCAAAAGCAAAUCAUUUCCAUCAACAUCCUCCAAAUCAACACAGUUGUCGCCAAGGCUUAUCAGCUCUACCGAGAAAGAGCGGACGAGGAGGGCUUGGAGGCGGGGCCUUUGCGCAAGCAAGUACUGAAUGUGGCGGAUCUCGUACUGCAAAAAGCAAAAAUUGAAGAGUCAGGGGAGCUUAGCACUGGGUAUAUUUUGCUCUGGAGAUUCCGAAGAUCAUCUUCCUUGAUACCAAAGCCAAUCAAUCAAAAAUUCGUCGACGUAAGUAGUUAAAAAGUUGUAACUAUGUAUGUACUCAUGGUGCAUUAUCAUUAAAAAUCAGUAAACACAAACAAUCAUUAAAGUUAAACGAAGCUGAAACCUCUCGGUCUCAUGAUCCGUCAAGAACAAUCAGGACCCUUUUCAUUCUCUCUUCCCCCAUUCCUUCCGACACAGUUCCCUGGUGAAGCUUCUCUUCUCCUCAGCAUCGGUUGUGACGGACGUAGCGUUUGACGAUAUACCUUUGUCCGCUUUCCGCUUCUUCGAAUCCGCCAAUGAGGAUCUACCGAGUCGCAUUAGCGGAAUGCCUCUAUCGCAAUUGCUCUGCUACACGGAAGGCUUGUUGUGCAAGAGCAUCAAUUUCCAGAUGCGGUUGAUGUUUGCGGGUGAAUUUGCGCAAUUGAUAGCUUUUUGGGAACAGAUGCUGUUGUCGCCGUCGAGUUCGUCGUUGGAUGCGAAAGAAAGGGAGAGACGGAAACGAGAAGCGAAUGGACCUAUUCAAGGAACUUUAUGAAUUUCGGCUCAUCAAUCACAUUCAUCUCAUACUCAUUCUCAUGGAAGUUCACCUUCUCAUCACAUGAUUCUCAUACUCUUACUCAUUCUCAUGGAACAAGUUCACCUUCACCCACUGGUAUACAAUGUGAAAGUAAAAGUUUUCGACCAAUAACGACAAAUAAAUUGUGUUGACCUGCCUGAUGAGGUUUCUUCCACCCCUUCUCUAAUCUCCACUAUCUCUUCUCGCAACGGCACGAUCAAGAUCAUCCCUGGCAAGGUCAUUCCUGGCGUGAAGAAGGACAAAAAAGAGGACGAAGAAGUCGAAGAUGAGGUAACCAAGAAACGCCUAGAGAUGGAAAGGAGACAAAACCAACUCUCACUGAAGCAACUUGUUUCCCUAGGUCGAGUCGUCGGCGACUUCAUCCGCGAAGACCAUCAGGGAGAACAAGAAGAACGAGACGCGGCAAUCUUAGGCGGUGGAAAUUUGUCUGAUAACGAAGGAGGUGAAGACGACCAAGGUCUUGGUAGAUCUACGUCAGCCAAGGUGAGUGCUGUUCCAGACGAGGCUUAUGAAAGCUACAAGUCCUUUUGGGAUGCCCUGACGACACGAGUCUUGAGAAGGCUUUCCAGGAAGAAUCUCGACUUGCUAACUCGCGUAGAAACCAUCGACUUCUUGCAAUCAGCAUUGCAGCCAUGGCCAGUGACGUGUCGCGAAAAACUAGAACGACGAGUCCAACAACUAAAUCAACCUGGUGGAGGUGGUUCUAGCUCUAGUUAUGACAGAGGCGAUCGGAGCGCAAGAAACCGAGAUGGAGAUGAUGAUGUUGACGAGAAAGACACUCUAGUGAGACCAAGAGAUCAUACGUCCGGACGAAGUGACGGACCAUUGCGAAUCGGUGGUGGUAGAGGAGGAUACAACUAUUCAUCGAGAGGUGGCUACGGAUAUGGAGGUAGCAACUACGGUCGUCGGGGAGAUAGAGAUAGGGAGACGAAGGAUAGGGAUAGGGAAACGAAGGACAGGGAACGCGACAGGGAAACGAAGGACAGGGAACGCGACAGGGAAACGAAGGACAGAGAACGAGAAAGGGAACGAGAGAAGCAAGAUAGGGAGAGCACUGCUACACCGGCCAACGCCUCUAUCCGAGGGAACCGUGAAGACCGACACGCGGAAAGAGACCGUGCCCGCGAGCGCGACAGAACCGACCGCGACGAAGCAGGUAGGGAUAGAGAACGAGAUCGCGAGCGUGAGCGUGGCCGGGCUCGAGAUCGAGAGAGAGCUAGGGCAGAGGAAGCUCUCUCGUCUAAAGGGGUUGAUGUUCUUAAUAGUCUCCCUCAGGCGGGCCAAAAUGCUCCUGCGCAAGAAGAUCAUGAAGUUGACAUGGAUCUCGAAGAAGUGGAUAUGGACGUCGAGCGGGAGGAAACUAGAGACCGCGAACGACGUGGCAGAGAUAGAGAACGUGCUAGGAGACGCGAAAAAGAAGAACUGCCAGAAGAAACUCACAAGAACUUCUGUGAUAGACGAGGACACGACGAGACCGAACUAGCUGUACAAGAUGAAGAUGUUGAGCUACUAGAGGAACCUCCGAGGAAGAAACGUCGUGACCGUGAUCGGGAACGCGAUAGAGAGCGAGAUAGAGGUAGACGACGCGAUGAAUAAAGAACGACUCACGUUUCGAUGCGCUUCGAAAUAGUAGUUCUAAAUCAUGACAAGGAGAAGUAAGCUAGCUGCUCUUCCUCCUCUGCCUCUUUAUUUGCUCAACUUUCCGUAACACCAACAGACACCUCCCCGGUGUGGAAAUUCUUCUGGUCAUCCCAUCAAAUAAGCAUCCUCUACUUACACUCAUCGAAAAUGCCAGCUUCGACCGGAAAAUGUAAAUCCAUUCUUUUCUCAAGACAUUUUGAUUUUCACCUUUGAAAUAAUCCUGUAACAAGUGAAUCCGAAAAAACAGCUGAAAGUGGAACCGAAUAUAAGCAACAAUAAGAAAAUCGAACGGAAGAACUACCGAGUUACUAGUAGUUGGUUCUGGAUCGCUGAAACUUCAUCUUCAUAGUGGAAGAGACGGACUGAUCAAAGAUAGAGCUACAUCUCCA